AUGCAGGUCAGGCUGCGAGGUCCCCAGGGGGUGUCCACCCUCGAGCUCGACCCGGAGAGCACCGUGCACCACCUCCGCGCUCUCGUAUUCGCCGCCACCCACAUCCCUCCUCCCCAGCAGCACAUCAAGUACGGCUAUCCCCCCAAACCCCUCCCAGAUAAUACACCCCUGCUCUCGUCCAUACCCAUCACCAACGGCGAGCAGUUCAUCGUGUCUGCAGUACCCGCGGCUAUCACAUCUGAGCCAGCCCCGCCAAUGAUACCUGCCCCCAAGAUAGAAGGCCCAGACAGCGUAGCCUUGCCCGGAAGAGACGCCGGCUAUCUCCAGCUCAGGGUCGUCCCCGAUGACAACUCGUGUCUCUUCUCUGCCACUGCGGUAGUGUUUGAAGGCGGCAUCGAUGCAGCCCAACGCCUGCGGACCGUCGUAGCAGAAGCCAUCAGGGCAGACCCGGAAACCUAUUCCCAAGUCAUGCUGGGAAUGCCUCGAGACGAGUACAUCAGGCGCAUUUUGAAGCCCGAGACUUGGGGAGGAGCAAUCGAGCUUUCAAUCUUUGCAAAACAGCGAGUUGCGAGCACCACCAGUAGCGCUAUACUGAUACCAAGUCUAGCUACAAGACUGAAAUUGCUUCAUUCGAUGUCGCUACCGGUAGAUGCGACAGGUUUGGCCAGGACCAAUACGACUCUCGACUAUGACGCCAUUACCCUCUCCCCACUCCCCGUAUCGCCCCCAGACUUUCACACCUCGGUCUUUCCCUCUGUCGACCAGACCAUCCUCUUGACUGCCGACAAUCUCGUAGCCCAACUCCGUGCCCGACACUAUUACACCGACACGUCCAACUUUGAUCUGAGAUGUGGCGUUUGUAAGCAGGGCUUGAAGGGCGAGAAGGGUGCGACCGAGCAUGCUAAAAAGACUGGGCGUGAGUGUGACUCGGGUCAGGUUGCUGCUUUGCUAAUUGCCGAUAGACGUUGA
This is a messenger RNA of Cryptococcus wingfieldii CBS 7118, 969 nucleotides long. RefSeq lists its product as hypothetical. The record is from RefSeq and is a predicted model, not a curated record. Lineage: Eukaryota; Fungi; Basidiomycota; Tremellomycetes; Tremellales; Cryptococcaceae. The transcript has 5 exons. The coding region runs from base 1 to 969 and encodes 322 amino acids. Gene Ontology annotation, biological process: endoplasmic reticulum unfolded protein response; protein deubiquitination. Gene Ontology annotation, cellular component: nucleus; cytosol. Gene Ontology annotation, molecular function: protein binding; cysteine-type deubiquitinase activity.